CAAUCAGCCACAGUGAUAAAAGUUCUGAUCUGUGAAAAAGGUGAGAUAGAAGCUGGACUUUGUUCCUCCACAUGCGAGGCCACCCCUGAGUCUGGCUCAAAGUUCAGAGCAUGCACACAGCUGGAGGAUUGCCUGUGUGAGUGCAUUUGGCGUUUGUGCCCCCACUGAGCUGUCUGAUCCGCAGGAUGAGCCGCCUGGCCCCUCUCGCCCUCGUUCUGCUCCUGCUGGGCCUCUCCAUCCACAGUGGGCUAGGUCAGGACGCCGGGGAUCCUGCAGCAGCAACGGCCCAGCCUCCACCUCCGUCCGGCGCAGCCUCUGACGGGACCCAGGAGGAUGACGAGAGCUGGGGAGUGAACUCCCUCAGAGGCGGUUUUGAGGCCGUCAGCGGCUACUUUGACUCCAUGCUGGAGUUCAUGGGUGGACGAGAUGGCGUGUGCCAGUAUCGCUGUAGAUUUGGUAAAGCUCCUCUUCCCCGUCCCGGCUUCAAGAUGCCCGAGCCGGACGGAUGCAGCUCCUACUUCUUUGGCCUUCCCAUUCCAGAGGGGAUUGACGUUGGCAUUCCCGCCAUGACCAAAUGCUGCAACCAGCUGGACACGUGUUACGACACCUGCGGCUCCAACAAAUACCGCUGCGACUCCAAGUUCCGCUGGUGCCUCCACAGCAUCUGCUCAGACCUCAAGAAAAGCCUCGGCUUCGUCUCAAAAGUCGAAGCCUGUGAAACUGUGGCGGACACUUUGUUCAACACCGUGUGGACUCUGGGCUGCAAACCCUACAUGAACAGCCAGAGGGCAGCGUGCCUCUGUCCUGGAGAGGAGAAAGAUGAACUCUGACCUAUUUAUAUAUUAAAAAACAAAACAAAAGGAAUCAACAUAUUUCCACCUGAAGUCCCAUAAAAGCAUAAUUUAUUAAAAACUUCUUGAUGCUGUUCUGUUAGUUUCUUUGCGGCAUCGUCUGUUAUUUCAUAAACUUCCAUUAAAAGUUAAAUUCAUCAAUGAC
Molecule: messenger RNA, 996 nt
Organism: Oryzias latipes (Japanese medaka)
Lineage: Eukaryota; Metazoa; Chordata; Actinopteri; Beloniformes; Adrianichthyidae
Product: group XIIB secretory phospholipase A2-like protein
Biological process (GO): triglyceride homeostasis; phospholipid metabolic process; cholesterol homeostasis
Cellular component (GO): extracellular region
Molecular function (GO): calcium ion binding; A2-type glycerophospholipase activity
Source: RefSeq, a predicted model, not a curated record